AUAAACUGGUAACACUCACCAUUAGUGCCUGUCGGAUAAUCUGUCAAAACUUAAACUGUCAUUCAUUUUAGUGAAACGGCUAGCGAAAUGUCUGAUUGUGCCGGUGAUAAUUCAAAACCACGAGUUGUGGUUUUAGGAGGGUGCGGUUUCAUCGGCCGGAACCUUGUGGAAUACUUGAUAUCCAAUGACCUGGUGAGCGGGUUGCGCGUCGUGGACAAAACUCCGCCACAACUGGCCUUCCUGAACCCAACACAUAGCAAGAUCUUCGAGGACCCCCGUAUAGAAUAUAAAAGCGCGAAUCUAAUUAAUGCCACAUCAUGUGCGUCAGCGCUGGAUCCUGGAGACGGAGCCGUUUGGGGCCUGGUGGUGAACUGCGCUGGAGAGACCAGGGUGGGGCAGACGGAGGCGGUGUACUCCGAGGGCAUCUACACCCUGAGCGUGAACGUAGCCCGGCAGUGCGCCAAGCUGAAGGUGGAUAGACUGGUCGAGAUCUCCAGCGGACAGAUGCAUAGUAGCGAUAAGCCACAAAAAGAAGACUGCGCAGUAGAGCCAUGGACCACUGAAGCCAAGAUGAAGAGUAAAGUAGAGAAGGAGCUGAAGAACAUGAGUGGAGAGCUGAACUACACCAUCAUCCGACCCGCCAUCGUGUACGGCGUCGGAGACCGAAGGAGUUUAACGCCCCGUCUCCUGUACGGUGGUAUCUACAAGCACCUUAACGAAACAAUGAAGCUCCUAUGGACGGCAGACUUGAAGAUGAACACGGUCCAUGUGAGGGACGUCUGCCGGGCGGUGUGGACCCUGGGCAGGCACCCGGAAGCCAACAAGCAGGUGUACAACGCGGUGGACGAUGCCAACAGCACCCAGGGCGCCUUGGCCGAGCUCGUCUCCGAUAUAUUCAAGAUACAACACGAUUACUACGGAACUGCUAUUUCUACGCUCGCUAAGACGGACAUAGCGUCAGUGGCGGAGGAAGCCAACGACAAGCACCUGACGGCGUGGGCGGAGCUGUGCAGCAAGUACGGGCUGCAGCACACGCCGCUGGAGCCCAGCGCCGGACACGAGCUGCUGCUCAACAAGCAGCUCUGUCUCGACGGCAGGAAGCUGCGCGGUCUGUUACCGCUCGAUGUACCCGCGCCUACUGCUGAUAAACUCAAGGAGGUACUGGAAGACUACGCUUCCAUGAAUCUAUUCCCGAAGGAGCUGCUCCUAUGACGGAACAAGUGAACCACCGCCAGCCAUUUUUAUACGUACUCUAUAAAAUUAAAUGCACCAUUACGUUACAGCUUGCAUCGAUUUGUUUCGCGAUAUUUGGUCACAAAGUAGAGUAGAUUGUAUUAGCGUUAGAAUAAGUCUGUACUGAGGGAUUUUCCAGUAGAAAUUGAUGUUAUUUGAUGAUUCCUUUCCACCGUAAAUGUUUACUAUCUUGCAAGCAGAGGCGGGUUAUACCUAUAUAGAGUGGACUAGGCAAGCACCUCCCAGGCACCUCUAAGUUUUUGGUGCCUUCGCCACUCUAUAGGCAGUUGGGCGCCCCUCCGUAACGUGGCGCCCUAGGCACUAAGAGUCUUACACUCAAUCUCGCCUCGCCCAAGGCGGGAGAAGUCAUUGGAUGAUGUUCCCCCUUAAAAAGAGGCACUUGCCUAGUUUCCCUUAGGUAUAAUACGUCUCUGAAGUAAUAUCUGUUAGAGAUGGUAUUCAAUGUUUAGUAUUCAGUGUAUGAAUGUCAAUAGGCAUUAGACCUUUCUCCCGCCCCCUGUGGUCGACCAACUAUCGCUUUCACACAUCUGUCUUCGUAACUAUAAGCAUUAUUUUGAUUCAUAAUUUUAAUGCAACACUGUGAUAACAAGUGAGAAGUUUUGAGAUCAAAAAAUUAAUCCCAAAAGUAUUUUUUAUAAAAAAAUGUGACAAUAAAAAACUUUUUAAAAAGACAUUUUUGAAUAACCAUAGUCUAUUUAGUAAGGAAUCGAAGACUGUGUAUACCAAAAAGCAAUGCUCUCAUUUUGCUUUUUAAUAUUUCCUUUUUAAAUACGUAUCUUCGAAAUUCAGCAUUUAUUCCAUCCAAUGUGAAUUGAAAUAGUUGUAACUUAGGUACGAGUGAAGCUCAAUUUUAGUACUUAAAAGUAUUCAUUUUUAUUCAAAUAUGGUGCGAAAAUGUUUAGUUUUUUACUGUAUUCGUUGUACUCUUAUAAUAAUUUACAGAUUACAUUAUUUUGAUACACUACCUUAAGGCAUUUAGGCGUUACCUUUUUAAUUAAGAAAGUUAAGUAAGAGCAGUUUGUCAGUACAUCUCAGAUUUUAUUUUUUAGUAAUGCUAUACGGCCUUAUUGGUAUGAUAGUCUCCCUUCGUGAUAAAUAAGACGAGUUUACGAGUCUCGCUCAAAAGACAAGAAGUACUUAAUAACCUACAUGCAUGAAAAUGGCUUUGAAUAGAAGCCUUGCGAUAGUUUUAAACCGAAAUAAAAAUAAAGAUUUUUUACAACGUAAAGACAAUAUUUAAUUAUGUUUUACGGUUUGCUCUCGUAAGUGUUUGAAGUAACUCGACUAGUUUCGAGCCACACUGGAGACUCACACUCGUCAGAGUUACAUGAAUAAGCCGUAAAACUUAUAAUUAAUGUAAUAUUUCUCACGAAAUAUAUACUUAAUACAAUACAAAAAACACAGUAGUUGCCGUAUUUUCAAAAGAUUCCUGUAUACCCCCGCUUUUGAAUGUGCUUAAGUCCCGAAACAAGGUUUCUAUGUAUAUUGCGUUAGAUAAUCGUAGUGUAAGACAUUUUAAUGUGUAAGCUGAAAUCGUGAAGGCCUAUAAUCGCAGGUGACUUGAAAUUAUUAUAUUGAGAUAUUUUUUUCUUUAGGCUAAGUUCGGGAUUGUCGCGUGUUGGUUCGGACGACUAUAAUAAUGUUUUAGUUUUAAAAUACGUAUUUUUUUAUAGUUAGUGCUAGGCUCAUGUGCAAUAAAGAGUAUAAAAAUGUUGUUUCAAGUUGCAUAUUAAAAUUAUUACUGUACAUUUUUUGUGAUCCAUCGAGUGUUUUAUACGUCGGUGCAAGUACCAUAAAAUGUAAUUAUGUACAAUAACUGUUGUAAACCUUUCUAAAAUAAAAAUACAUACUUACCUACUUAUAUUAUUUGAUGCUCGAUUCCUUUCAAGCCAUACCGGGGUUCAUAAUCAAGAGCUGUGUAUGUAAUAAUAUCCAAAAGUACAUUGAUAUAUGAUAAUAAAUUAGUUACAUAGUUUAUAAUUAAGAUUUUUUUCACAGUCUCGAUAAUAAAGUCGUUCGAAUCAAAUGCGUGGCAAUUCUUUAUCUGAACCAACCCUUAGUCAUUACAUAGUCAAGUUGCUAUAAGUAAUUUUGAGUAUUUUUUAAAAAACUUUGGGUGUCAUGAAUGUAAUAAAUGCUUGUCAAUAAAUGUGUAAUGUUUAUUUUUAUUAGUCUCGAUGAAUCGUGUAUUCCUAUUGCUUAGCAUUUUAUUCGAUUAAUGUAAGUUUUGUUUAGAAGAGCUUUGUAUUUUACGUUCUACAUGUAUCGUCAAUUGUGUAAUAAAUACUUUAUAUGUA
Molecule: messenger RNA, 3551 nt
Organism: Spodoptera frugiperda (fall armyworm)
Lineage: Eukaryota; Metazoa; Arthropoda; Insecta; Lepidoptera; Noctuidae
Exons: 7
Coding region: 88-1212 (374 amino acids)
Source: RefSeq, a predicted model, not a curated record